This is a messenger RNA of Solanum verrucosum, 552 nucleotides long. RefSeq lists its product as uncharacterized. The coding region runs from base 1 to 552 and encodes 183 amino acids. The transcript has 2 exons. NCBI's taxonomy places the organism in Eukaryota, Viridiplantae, Streptophyta, Magnoliopsida, Solanales, Solanaceae. The record is from RefSeq and is a predicted model, not a curated record.
AUGGCACCUUAUGAAUCUUUAUAUGGUAGAAAAUUUAGAUCACUAAUCGGUUUGUUUGAAGUGGGUGAAACUGCCUUAUUUGGGCCAGAUCUUGUUCAUCAAGCUAUGGAAAAAGUUAAGGUGGCUCCAAUGAAAGGGGUAAUGAAGCUUGGUAAAGAAGGGAAGUUGAGUCCCCGCUAUAUAGUGCCAUAUGAGAUUAUUCGAAGAGUUGACCAAGUAGCCUAUGAGUUAGAGCUACCACAAGAGCUUUUAAAAGUGCAUCCGGUGUUUCACGUCUCAAUGCUUCAGAAGUGUAUAGGUGACCCAUCUCGUGUUACUCCUACUGAAGCUGUACAAGUUACGGGAGAUCUCACUUAUGAAGAAGUGCCCAUUUCUAUUCUGGAUAGACAAGUUAGGAAGUUAAGAAAUAAAGAAGUAGCUUCUGUAAAGGUAGUAUGGAAAAACCAACAAGUAGAAGAAGUUGCAUGGGAAGCAGAAGAAGCAAUGAAACUAAAACAUCCUCAUCUCUUCCAAAUCGAUGAGAAAUAUGAAAAUGUUGAGUUGAGGCAUUGA